Messenger RNA from Scylla paramamosain (green mud crab), 3114 nucleotides. Its product is annotated as tetraspanin-2A-like. The record is from RefSeq and is a predicted model, not a curated record. Gene Ontology annotation, cellular component: plasma membrane. Lineage: Eukaryota; Metazoa; Arthropoda; Malacostraca; Decapoda; Portunidae. The transcript has 7 exons. Bases 478 to 1200 code for a protein of 240 amino acids.
CUCUCUCUCUCUCUUUCUCACUCACUCACCCUCUCCAGUACUUCUCUCUCCGCUAUCACGCGCAGACACUCAUCCACAUCAGUGAGGGAGUGAAUGAGAGCUGGAGAUAAAGCAGAAGGAAAAGAAGAAGAAGAGAAAUAACAGAGGAUAUUUCAAGAAAGAAGAAUGAACAAAAAUAAAUAAAUAAAUAAAUAAAUAAAAGUUACAGGAAAAAAAAAGAGAAAGAGAGAAGAGAAACAAAAAAAAAAACAUAAAGAAAAAGAAAAGGAAGAAAAAAAAUAGAAAAUAAGCAGUAAAAGAACGAACGAACGAAAAAAAAUAAUAAAAACAACAAAAUCAAAAGCGAACAAGUAAAAGAAAGAAGGAAGAAAUCAAAACACACAAGAAAAUCUACACAAAGGAACACAAAGGAACACUCACCACCACCACCACCACCACCACCACCACCACCACCACCACCACCACCACACCUGCAGGAUGGGGAGAGGCAAGGGACAGGUGUCUUGGGGGGAGCAGACGGAGCUCCUUCAGUAUCUUCUCUACAUCUUCAACACUGUGUUCUUCUGCGGAGGGGCGGCUGUGUUUGCAAUGUGCCUGUGGAUUCGCUUCGAUAAAGAUAUGGACGAAUAUGUGAACAGUUUGGGCUUGUUCUUCUACUGGAACUCCACAAGUGUAGUGAUGAUGGCCUCGACUCUCGUGAUGCUCAACUGUUUCCUCGGGUGCUGCGGCAGUUACUUCUCCAACCGUCCCACCAUCAUUGUCUACAUGAUUUUUACGGUCAUCACCUUCAUCAUGCUGCUGGGCGGGGCUGCCUACACGCUGGACAAUGGUAUGGAGGAUUCAAAAGCCUAUCCUUUCAUUCAAGAGCAAAUGCGGCAACUGAUUCACCGCUACCAGUGGGACGUGGCUGCCAGACGCUCAGUUGAUAUCAUUCAGGAAUACGUGGGCUGCUGCGGAGGCUACUCGCACAAUGACUACACGGAUAUACACCUGCCCGUGCCCAACACCUGCCGUGACCAGGUGACCGGUAACCAGUACAGUGAUUCUUGCGCUGAGAUUUUCGGCCAAUACCUGGAAGUGCGCACUGGAUGGCUGGCUGGCCUCUCCCUGUCCCUCUGUUUCUUCCAGUGUUUCGCCAUGAUGAUCUCCGUGUGCAUGUAUAUGGCCCUGAAGGAGAGAGACGAGGAUAGGCGCAUGUAGUUUGGUUCACUCAAGCCUACGCCCUUACCUCGCCACCUGCCUCCACCAGUCCCCACUACAGAUUCCUUCACCCAGCACUCCUACACGUCUGCUGCAGUGAAUGAUACGCCACGCCCUCUUGUUUCAGUACGACUAAAAAAUGUAGUGGAAUGUUUAUAGAAUGAUAUAGAAUUUAGUACAAAAAUGUUUUAUGUAUCUAAAUUGUUAAAUUUAGUUGAUAUAUAUAUAUAUAUAUAUAUAUAUAUAUAUAUAUAUAUAUAUAUAUAUAUAUAUAUAUAUAUAUAUAUAUAUAUAUAUAUAUAUAUAUAUUUUUUUUUUUUUUUUUUUUUUCUUUUUUUAUGUGGGAAGUCCGUAGGUUACUUUAUAAAUGAAUAGAUAAGAAAAUCAAAUCGAAUAAAGUAACUAGAUAGGCAAAUAGUAGAUGAAUAAUUAGUGUAUAUGUCUGUUCAAAAAUUCACAUUAAAUAUAAAACUUGGUUAGCGCAACACUUCUUCAGGAUUAAGUAAACACGCUAAUGAAUUCACUUUCCCUGUCCUGUGCAUUCUUCGGUCAGUAUUCUCAAACGUGACAUCUCAAUUUCUAUAGGAGGCAUUUAACCAGAGAGAACGUGUACUACUACUACUACUACCACUAAUGAUGACCGAUUUUGAUCACUAACCAUCCUUAUCAGUAUGAGUUUGGAAUUCAUUCUUCUGCCAUACCCAUACCAUAAGACACAAGUAGUAGCAUGCAUACGUACGUGUCUUUGUGUUAAUGGUAUGUCUGAUGAUUGUACGUCUAGUACACUUAUAGCUUGUGACUGAUUGAUAAAAGUAAGGUCGUGUAUGUGUAAAGUGUUGAAUGAACUUGUUACUUGAUUGCUAGAAUAUUUUUAGUUGAAUAUGAUAAAUGACUUGUGUUGCACUGAUUUUGAACUCUCCAUUUCAAAUGUUUGGAAACGCUGUAUGGAGCAAUUGGUGAUCAUAAGAUUGUGUCUAUAUAACAAUCAACAACCUUCUGAUAAUGUGAGGGAGGUGGGAUGCCUGUUGUUGUUGUGUCCUUUAUUCUUUCAGUCACGCUCCUCCAGUGCAAACAUUUGAAACAUUACAAACAUUUCAGGCUACCAAGAGAGCACUGUCUAUGUCACACGUAGUUAUGUUGUGAGGAAGGUGGGAUGCUUCUACUUAUGUCUUAAUAAGAAUCUUUCUCUACUAUUUACCCAUCCAGUGUUUAUGAAUGAAAGACUUACAUUGCUGUGCUUAGUUCUGGAUGCUAAGAGUCCUGCUAAAAUGUUUGUAUUGCAUAGAAGGAAGAGGGAAUAAAAGAUUAAUCUGGUCUUUUCUCAGCUACUCAAUUAUUUACAAGACAGUGGUGACAGAGAGAAGACAAAAUAGAUAAUCAAUUUUGUCUUUUCCUGGCUAGUCGGUUAAUAAGACAGUGGCGAAAGUGUUUAAGUGUUGCAGGUGAUUAUGGAAUUGUGUAGCAGUGAAAUGAUUAGAUCAAUACCUGUGAAUUAGGAGUACUUCUGCAGAAGCUCUUGAUGCUACCACAGGACCCUUCUUCCUCUCUCUCUCUCUCUCUCUCUCUCUCUCUCUCUCUGCAUGAAGGGAUUCCUCACUCUGGUGUCUGAAUAAUUUUGUGAUGAGUGGAAUUCCAGCUGAAGCAAUAAAGGUUAGAUUUGUUAGUUUUGUGCUGUCUCUGUGAAUGGUAAAACCUAUUUCAUUUGCUCUUUUUGAAGUUCUCAGACUGGUAUUGCAUAAAAAGCAUUCCACUACAGUUUAUAUUUAGUCAGUGUAAGUGUGAUGUGCGAGUCAGUAAUUAUGGGCAACACUACAAGUUUAUUAUGUAUUUCUUUAAGAGUGCGGGAACAUGAACACUUUUUAUAUGUUUAUAUUUUGAAAGUUCCCAAAACAAAUUAAUAAAUCAAUAAGUUUU